GUUAUUAAUAUUAAUAUAGAAUUUGACAGUGGUUCAAAAAAAUAUUCUACGUAAGCAAAGAUUACAAUUAGAUUGGUACAUCCUCACGUGUAUAACUUACAUAACAUAGGUACUGCAAAUGUCUUCAUCUUGAUUCAUUUUUAAAAAAUGGCUGGCAUCGCACCACAAGCUUGCAGAAAUGUAUUUCGACAAGUUAGAGGAUUUCAUAUAUCUGCAAAUCAAAAUGCGUCUGAAGCUAAAUUAAAAAGUUUUGCUGUAUAUCGUUGGAACCCAGACAAACCUGAUGAAAAACCAUAUAUGCAAGAAUAUAAAGUUGAUCUAAAUACUUGUGGUCCUAUGGUUUUGGAUGCAUUGAUUAAAAUUAAGAAUGAAAUUGAUCCAACUUUAACCUUUCGUCGUUCUUGUCGUGAAGGUAUUUGUGGUUCCUGUGCUAUGAAUAUUGGUGGUACAAAUACAUUAGCAUGUAUAAGCAAAAUUGAUACUAAUUUAAAUUCAACUAGUAAAAUUUAUCCAUUACCACAUAUGUAUAUAGUAAAAGAUUUAGUGCCCGACUUAAAUAACUUUUAUAAUCAAUAUAAAAGUAUACAACCAUGGUUGCAACGUGGUGAUGCAAAGGAGACUGGUGCAAAACAAUAUUUACAAAGUGUUGAAGAUCGUAAAAAAUUGGAUGGUCUCUAUGAAUGUAUCUUAUGUGCUUGCUGCAGUACUUCUUGCCCAUCAUAUUGGUGGAAUGGUGAUAAAUAUUUAGGACCUGCUGUACUUAUGCAGGCUUAUAGAUGGAUUAUUGAUUCGCGUGAUAGCAAAGCAAAGGAACGUCUUGCAAAAUUACGAGAUCCAUAUUCAGUAUAUCGUUGUCAUACAAUUAUGAAUUGUACUCGUACUUGUCCAAAAGGCUUGAAUCCUGGAAAGGCAAUUGCAGAAAUAAAAAAAUUGUUAUCUAAUAUCAGUCAGAAACAAAAACCUGAUCUUGAAACUGCUAUAUAAAUAAAAGAAAAAAA
Molecule: messenger RNA, 998 nt
Organism: Apis dorsata (giant honeybee)
Lineage: Eukaryota; Metazoa; Arthropoda; Insecta; Hymenoptera; Apidae
Gene: SdhB
Product: succinate dehydrogenase [ubiquinone] iron-sulfur subunit, mitochondrial
Exons: 6
Coding region: 148-984 (278 amino acids)
Biological process (GO): tricarboxylic acid cycle; aerobic respiration; respiratory electron transport chain
Cellular component (GO): mitochondrial membrane
Molecular function (GO): electron transfer activity; 2 iron, 2 sulfur cluster binding
Source: RefSeq, a predicted model, not a curated record